Molecule: messenger RNA, 660 nt
Organism: Arachis ipaensis
Lineage: Eukaryota; Viridiplantae; Streptophyta; Magnoliopsida; Fabales; Fabaceae
Source: RefSeq, a predicted model, not a curated record
AUGGCUGACGUGGCAUACCAGCUGGGUUUGCCAGUGGACGGCCGUUACGUGAGUGGUUGCCUGUCAGAGCUCCAUAUAUACAUCGAGGGUGGCCGUCCAGCCUGGGUCUGGUUCCAGGAGUUGCUCGGAGUUACACCUCCUCCUAGUCAGGUUCAGAAGUACGCAGUGAACUGCAGCUGGUUUCAGGAGACUUUUGGUGAGUGCCCUGAGGAUGCAGAUGAGGACACUGUGCGCCGAUAUGCCCGUGCGUACAUCAUGAUGUUGUUGGGUACGCAGCUGUUUGCGGACAAGUCCGGGAAUCGGAUUCACAUCAGAUGGCUUCCGUACGUAGCGAGGCUGGAGGAGCUGGGUACCUACAGCUGGGGUUCUGCAGCACUGGCUUGGUUGUACCGGUGCAUGUGCCGAGUGGCGAACAGACAUGUCGUCAAGUUAGCGGGCCCGCUUCAGCUACUUCAGUCUUGGAUCUUUUGGCGCUUUCCUCGGUUUAGGCUUGCAGGAUAUGAGACGUUCAGCUGGCCGUUGGCCUCGAGAUGGUCAAGUUACAGCUGGACCGCUGGCUCGUACACUGGGACGGAGGAAGAAGCCACGGCAGCCCUGGAACUGGAACCAGCUGCCGUGGCUACAUUGGUGGUAUUCCGGAUCGUGACUGGAAUGCGAUAG